AGAAAUGAGAGAGUACUGGAACUCAUUUGCUUCACUUCUAGGGGUGUUGGCCUUUUGCCAAAGCCUCCUCCAACUCAUUUUCCCACCCCAACUCCGCUUUCUCUGUCUCAAAUUCUUCAACCGUAUCUUCCAUUUGUUCUCUUCCUACUGCUACUUCGACAUCACUGAAAUCGACGGCGUUAACACCAACGAACUCUAUAACGCUGUCCAACUCUAUCUCAGCUCCUUUGUUUCCAUCAAUGGCAGCCGUUUGAGCCUCACUCGCGCUCUCAAUUCGAGCGCCAUUACCUUCGGCCUCUCCAACAAUGACUGCAUCGUCGAUACGUUCAGUGGUGUCACCGUGCUUUGGGAACACGUUGUGAUCCAAAGGCAAUCCCAGACCUUUUCUUGGCGACCAUUGCCGGAAGAGAAAAGAGGUUUCACUCUCCGAAUCAAGAAGAAAAACAAGUCCUUGAUUCUUGAUUCCUACCUGGAUUACAUAAUGGAGAGGUCUAAUGAAAUCCGAAGGAAGAACCAAGACAGGCUUUUGUACACCAAUUCUCGUGGUGGGUCUUUGGAUUCCAGGGGACAUCCUUGGGAGUCCGUUCCAUUUAAGCAUCCAAGCACCUUUGACACAUUGGCUAUGCAUCCCCAGAAGAAGCAAGAGAUCAUGGAUGAUCUUGAGGAUUUCGCCAACGGUCAGUCCUUUUACCAGAAGACUGGGAGAGCCUGGAAGCGGGGUUACUUGCUCUACGGUCCGCCAGGGACUGGGAAAUCCAGCAUGAUUGCAGCCAUGGCAAAUUACUUAAGCUAUGAUAUCUAUGAUCUUGAAUUGACUGAGGUCCAUAAUAAUUCUGAGCUGAGGACACUGUUGAUGAAAACAAGCUCCAAAUCCAUCAUUGUGAUUGAAGAUAUUGAUUGUUCAGUCAAUUUGACUAACAGGAAGAAGAAUAACAAAAGGAACUACUGUGAUCCUGAAGUGAGAUGUGGGUCAGGUUCUGCAUGUGGUGGUGAAGAUGGAGGAAACUCCAUCACUCUUUCAGGGCUGCUGAAUUUCACUGAUGGGCUAUGGUCUUGUUGUGGGAGUGAAAGGAUUUUCGUCUUCACCACAAACCACAUUGAGAAACUUGACCCUGCAUUGCUCAGAAGUGGGAGGAUGGAUAUGCACAUUUACAUGAGCUACUGUUCAUAUCCUGCAUUGAAGAUAUUGCUGAAGAAUUAUUUGGGGUACGAGGAAAGUGAUUUGGAUUACCAUGUUUUGAAGGAACUGUCGGAUGUAGUUGACAAGGCAGAGAUGACACCUGCUGAUAUCAGCGAAGUUUUAAUCAAGAACCGCAACUACAAGCAAAAGGCUGUCACUGAAUUGUUGGAGGCCAUGAAGACCCGGGCUGACAGGAAUUUCAAGUGUGGGAGUUUGAGGGACAAAAUUUCAGAUGAAGAAGAACAGGAGAAAAGGGCUUUGGAAACUCCUAAUGAAGGGUCUGAAUUUGAAGAGCCUUGCAAGGAAGGAGAGAAUAAGGAGAAAAAGAAAUCAUAGAAAAGGAACAGAUUUGUUCUUUGGAGUUGUUGGACUAACCAAAGAUGUUCCAAAUUUUGUCCGUGGGGAUGUAGGGAGAAUUGAGGAGGAUUGGGCUUCCAUUAUCAUACGACUCAUGUGUGCUACUCUAUCAUCAUCCAUCUUAUGAGUAGUUUAAUAUUGAAUUUAAUAUUAUAUAUGAAGCCAUGAUAAGAUUACUGGCAUUAUUGAUAUGGAUGUGGUUGGUCAUGUGGGAUCUUCUCUGUGUUCUUAUUCUUCUGCACAUACUUACCACAAGCUUCCAUUGCACAUGCCUCAUGGUUAUUGGGGUGGCAACUGUUCAUAGUUUAGUGCAUCUUUGCCUUUAAAUUAAGAACAAAAUCAACUUCAUUCA
Messenger RNA from Gossypium raimondii (Peruvian cotton), 1889 nucleotides. Its product is annotated as AAA-ATPase At5g57480. Bases 5 to 1516 code for a protein of 503 amino acids. The transcript has a single exon. The record is from RefSeq and is a predicted model, not a curated record. Lineage: Eukaryota; Viridiplantae; Streptophyta; Magnoliopsida; Malvales; Malvaceae. Gene Ontology annotation, molecular function: ATP hydrolysis activity; ATP binding.